Molecule: messenger RNA, 3184 nt
Organism: Zingiber officinale
Lineage: Eukaryota; Viridiplantae; Streptophyta; Magnoliopsida; Zingiberales; Zingiberaceae
Exons: 5
Coding region: 2603-2935 (110 amino acids)
Source: RefSeq, a predicted model, not a curated record
UUAUUCCAGCCGCAUGUGGCUGAAGUAUAUAGUGCUUGUAGAAAGUUUCAUAUUGUCCGCCGUACAGGGGAGAUGCUGCCGAAAUUUCUUCGGACAGAGACUCCUCCGGGGCGUGACAAGUUUUAUGGUAAGGGAUUUUCAGAAAGUUUAAACGCUUAGAGCUUGGUCAGAUUUUCACUUGAUCAAGCUCCCUUACAUUCGGCCGGCUACUUAACUAAUCAGUUAUAUUAUUUCUUGAUUUUCAGAGUAAGACGUUAGGGCCCUUAUAUCCAAUCGGCUUUAUGGACAGUCGGCUUUAUUCGACUGGGCGUCUAUAGACAGCUUGUGUUCGAUCUACCUUCAUUCGACCGAUCUUAUACUAAGACUUUUAUAAGGCCAAGUGUCUUAAGCCCGCCCGGUCUUUACCUGACCGGGCGUACAUAGAUAGCCUUAUGUUCGAUUGACCUUCAUCCGGUUGAUCUUAUACUAAGACUUUUAUGAGGCCAAGUGUCUUUAAGCCCGCCCGAUUUUUACCUGGCCGGGCGUAUACAGAUAACCUUGUGUUCUAUUGGCCUUUAUCCGACCGAUCUUAUACUAAGACUUUUAUGAGGUCAAAUAUCUUUAAGCCUGUCCAAGCUUUACUCGUCGGGACAUACAUGGAGAGUCUUAUGUUCGAUCGACCUCUAUCCAGUUUUAUGGUAAGGGGUUUUCAGAAAGUUUAAACGCUUAGAGCUUGGUCAGAUUUUCACCUGGUCAAGCUCCCUUACAUUCGGCCGGCUACUUGACUAAUCAGGUAUAUUAUUUCCUGAUUCAGAGUAAGACGUUAGAGUCCUUAUAUCCGACCGGCUUUAUGGUCAGUUGGCUUUAUUCGAGCGUCCUACUUUGUAACCACUCGGUUAUGACCCUAAAGUUUUAUCAUGGGGCGAUCGACAGAGUCAUAUGAGAAGUGCUCCCUCAUUCUGAUUUUGAUCCCCACCUUACCUAACUUUGACCACCACGUUAUUAGAUCCGUUUGUCAUAAUCCGUAUCAAUCUAAUUGCACUUACCUAGCAUCUAAUUAGGUUGUGAACAUAAAUGGUGCUUUAAGAUUCAUGCAAGAAUUCACUUUAAGAUUCAUGCGUAAACAUAGUGGGUACCCUUCAAGGCAAGUCUAACUCCUUUUUAAGAAAAAUCUGUGGAUAUGUUUGUCUCCUAAUUAAAUUUUGAUAUUUAUUAAGUUUUUCUGACGCACGAUAUGAUUUUACAUAGGAUUUGCAGAUUAAGCAGAAGUAUCUUGUAACUUACUGUUGGAUGACAUGAGAAUGAAUAUUGAUGUUGCAAUUAAAAAGUUAGUAAAGGGCCUUUAAAUAUAAGCCCUUUGUUAUGUUAGAUUGAAAAUUAGACAUCUUAUUCCACUCAUUUACACUCAUGUAAUUCACUCAAUCUAUUUUUUUUCAAGGAACUUUUAUCAGAUUUUGAUAGUAACUAAUGAGCGUUUCUACUUCUGCUGUUCUCUAAUUUUUAACUGUUAAAAAGAUUUUUCUCAGUGUAUCUAAGAUGUCAUUGUCACAGUUCUCAGAAAAUUUUACAAUCUUGUUGUUCCACUACGACGGUCGCACAAGUGAAUGGGACGAAUUUGAAUGGUCCAAGAAGGCUAUUCAUGUCAGUGCCAUAAAACAGACUAAAUGGUGUGUGGAUCCUGAUUCCAUUUCUCAGAACUUGCUCUUUGUUUGAUAAUCCAGCAGUUAACAAUUCUUAUCCUCCUAAUUGAUACUUAAAGGUGGUUCGCAAAACGAUUUUUGCAUCAUGACAUUGUUGCUCCAUACGAGUACAUAUUCAUUUAGGAUGAAGAUCUGGAUCUUACUCAUCUUGCUGGAGAACUGUACUUGUUCAUGCCUACAUUCAAACCCUCAGAAACUGUGUAUAGUGCAGGUAUGUUACGUUGGUAAAAAAGCAUGGGCUGGAGAUCUCCCAACCUGAUGCUAUGCCAGGUAAUAGAAGUUUGGUAUGGCGAAUGACAAUAAGGCAAACAGGAGGUGAAGUCCAUAAAUGAGUUUCAAGUUGGCUUAUCUGUUUAGCUUCUGGUUUUCUUUAAUUUGAUUGCAUGAACAACCAAAGGUUUCGUUAACUGGAUUGGCAACGAUGUCAGUCAUCACUGUCCAUUCCAUGGUGUUCCACUGUGACACUGUCUAGUCGAUACGGUCGUCCAAAGUUUUUUCUUCCAUUAACCAUGAUUUUCAACCAUUGGACCCUAAGUAGCAUGAAUUUCUACCUUUUUAAACGAUAGAAAAGAAUACUUAGCUAGGAAGCCUUGCAUUUUCAGAAUCAACCUACGAGACAAACUGUGCAUGUCGAGCCAAAGUUCAGAUGAGAAAAACAAAAUUGUGUAGUUCGCCUAGACAUUCAACAUCAAAAUUUAAGCUGAGUAGUUGUAUCUGUUCUUUCUUUCUUAACUCAUUACUAAGACUAAAUGUGUUUUUCUUGCAGUUUCUGUUCUUUAUCUUCAAGUAAAUUUUUAAUAACUUAAGUAUAUGCUAUUCGGAUUAAACAGAGAAACAAAGGAGGCACAUGGCAGAUGCUCCGAUCCUCAUCUUCCUCCGUGUGCUGCUUUCAUUGAGAUGGCACCUGGCAUUGCAUAUGGCACAUGAUUCAGAAUGACUUGGUUGAUGGAUGGGGUCUCGACUUCUCACUCAGAAGAUGUGUGGAGGAGGGUCAUGAGAGAAUGGGACUGGUGGAUUCUCAAUGCAUCAUUCAUCGAGAAGUUCCUUCACUGAAAAAUCAGGUGCUCGCUCGAUGUAAAGCUGAGCCAGAACAGAUGGUAGCUCGGGUAUUGCCGCGCCCCCAUUUGGUCGGUAUGGUCCACACAAUCUACUCAGCGUGCCUCGGUCUGCUCUUCUGGUCCCACUCGAUCUACCCUGUCUGGUUCGCCAAGUAUGCCGGAGCUGCUCUGCCAGUCAAGUUCAGUUGGUUCACCUAACCCAUCAAGUUCACUUCGCCUAACCAAUCCACCUAGUUAGUCUUGCCCACCUGAUUCAUCAAAUUAGUUCGGUCUAUUUGGUUCUACAGGCCCAUCAAGCCCACUUGGGUGAACCAAAUUCCUAGAUUUGCGCAAUUGAUUGGGUUUGCCCAACUGAUUAAGCACGACCGGUCCAUCGAGCCCAACUUGUGUAAGGAAUCUAACACUAUAUUUUAUUUUUAAUAUAUCCAUGAUAUUGUUUUUACACCA